Messenger RNA from Phytophthora nicotianae INRA-310, 903 nucleotides. RefSeq lists its product as hypothetical. The record is from RefSeq and is a predicted model, not a curated record. The transcript has a single exon. Gene Ontology annotation, molecular function: glycerol channel activity; water channel activity. Lineage: Eukaryota; Oomycota; Peronosporomycetes; Peronosporales; Peronosporaceae. Gene Ontology annotation, cellular component: plasma membrane. The coding region runs from base 1 to 903 and encodes 300 amino acids. Gene Ontology annotation, biological process: water transport; glycerol transmembrane transport.
AUGGCUACUCCUUCACACGCAGACAAGACCGAGCACGGCUACGUGGAUCUCGAGGCUCACGAAGCCGCGGUAAAUGGCGGAGGCCCCGCUGUCAACCCGAGCCGCUUCGCACUCAAGAACCCGCACGUGCGCGAGAUCUGCGCUGAGUUCGUGGCCGUCUUCGUCAUGAUGAGCUUCGGCCUGGGCGCGACGUGCCAGUCUAUCCUAACCGAGAGCAAAUACGGCGACUUCACGCAGAUCGUGUUCGGCUGGGGCAUCGGCGUGCUCUUCGGCAUCCACAUCGGCGGCGGCGUCUCGGGAUCGCACCUAAACCCGGCCAUUACGACCACCGCGGCGCUAUUCGGAAUGCUCCCGUGGAGGAAAGUGCCUGGUUACGUGGCCGCCCAGACGCUGGCCGCGUAUCUGGCUGCUCUGUUCAUCUACGUGCUGUAUCGGCCGCUGCUCAACGUCGCCGACCCGGAACGCGAGACGACGCACGCCAUCUUCGCGACGUACCCGAACGAGUACGUAUCCAACUUCAUCGCGUUCUUAACCGAGAUGUUCGCGACGGCAUUGCUAGUAGGCGGCAUCUUUGCCGUGCUGGACCAGCACAACCGUCCGGCCAGCCCGUUCAGUGCGCCCAGCGCCGUGGCUCUGCUGGUCGUCGGCAUCGGCAUGGCCUUCAGCGUCAACACCGGCUGUGCCAUCAACCCGGCGCGCGACUUUGGCCCGCGUCUCAUGAUGCUGACGGCUGGGUGGGGCUCGCACGUGUUCUCGCUCAACCACUACUACUUCUGGGUGCCGAUCGUGGGUCCCACCGUCGGCGGCGCGCUCGGCGGACUCGUGUACGUGGCGCUAGUUGGCCACCACCACCCGCAGAAGGCGACCGUGGUGCGCAAGCACGGCGAGCAGUUCCACUUCUAA